Mercenaria mercenaria is the source of this 1339-nucleotide messenger RNA. Its product is annotated as meiotic recombination protein SPO11-like. The record is from RefSeq and is a predicted model, not a curated record. The transcript is spliced from 13 exons. Lineage: Eukaryota; Metazoa; Mollusca; Bivalvia; Venerida; Veneridae. The coding region runs from base 72 to 1226 and encodes 384 amino acids. Gene Ontology annotation, molecular function: DNA topoisomerase type II (double strand cut, ATP-hydrolyzing) activity; DNA binding; ATP binding. Gene Ontology annotation, biological process: reciprocal meiotic recombination; meiotic DNA double-strand break processing; meiotic DNA double-strand break formation. Gene Ontology annotation, cellular component: nuclear chromosome.
UACAAUAUGUGAGAAGUUUUCUGGCGCCAUUUCUUCUUUUUGCAAGGCAGAAAUUCACGUCAAAAUUAAUUAUGACCUCGUUGCAAACAUUGAAGAAGGAACUUGUCAGCCAGUAUGGGUCAUACAAACAGGAGCGUUGUAUAAAUACAGACCACACCGAAAGCAGAGAAGAAAUUCUUCGACAGAUUGAGGAUGUAAUACUACGAGUUAUGAAAGAUACAGCUAAUGGUACCUCUCCCCUUUUGACUUACUCGAGUACAUCUGACUGGAGUGAUGUAAGCUUUGGUACGAACUCCGGUUUAGAGAUGAGGAGGAAUCAAAGGAUGACGACAGUGCGCUUUGAGUCGCUCCAGUCUGUGAAAAAGUUAGGUCUAAUGAUGAAGGUCCUCUCAGUAAUGUACAGACUGGUGAAGACCAAUCAUUACUGCACAAAAAGAGACAUUUACUACCAAGAUCCCAGUCUGUUUGGAAGUCAGCACACGCUAGAUGGUAUUGUUGACAAUAUAUCGUGUAUGCUCGAAAUCCCUAGGUGGGAAUUACAUGUGCUUGCCACAUCCAAGGGUUGUUUAGCUGGAGAUCUUCUGUUUCAAGACGUGGAUAAUAAUUAUAUAGACUGCAGACAAACACAGAUGGGAGUACAGGUACCCAAUCAUGUGAACGGCAUGCACAAUAUUGUUUCUAACGCUGAUUUUAUACUGGUGGUAGAGAAGGACGCUACUUUCCAAAAGUUGCUACAAGACAAAGUGUGUGAGAAACUUCAUCCAUGUAUUAUCAUCACGGGUAAAGGUUUUCCGGACAUUAAUACAAGAAUGUUGCUGAAGAAGUUGUGGGAUAAUUUUUCUAUUCCAAUACUUGUUCUUGUCGACGCAGAUCCCCAUGGGAUAGAAAUAAUGACGGUUUACAAGUUCGGUUCUAAGGCAUUGUCAUUCGAGACAGAACAUUUAGCUGUACCUUGCAUUAAAUGGCUCGGUAUACUUCCAUCAGAUAUAUUCAGGCUAGGUAUACCGGAGACAUCACUAAUUCCUUUAAGUAAAGCUGACAGAAUUAAAGGUUUAGAACUGCUGUCAAGACCAUACAUUCAGCAUUAUCCACUAUGGAGAAAUGAGAUUGAGAACAUGCUAGCAAGUGGAAGGAAAGCGGAGAUUCAGGCAUUGGACAGCAUCUCGAGUAGCUUCUUGACUGACGUCUAUCUACCAAGCAAGAUCAGGUGUUCUGGGUGGAUAUGAACCAUUUCUGUACAACCAGCAGUGAUUAUAUACCGUUUCAUCUUUUAAUUGUUCCGUUUUUAGUAUGGUGAGCUGUUCUCACUUCUUGCCAACAAAAAAGUAGCUUCAGAAUG